This is a messenger RNA of Platichthys flesus (European flounder), 2679 nucleotides long. RefSeq names its product serine/threonine-protein kinase Sgk1. Gene Ontology annotation, molecular function: protein serine/threonine kinase activity; ATP binding. The transcript is spliced from 10 exons. The coding region runs from base 101 to 1348 and encodes 415 amino acids. The record is from RefSeq and is a predicted model, not a curated record. Lineage: Eukaryota; Metazoa; Chordata; Actinopteri; Pleuronectiformes; Pleuronectidae. Gene Ontology annotation, biological process: protein phosphorylation.
AAACUGCCCAAGAAGAAGAAGAAGAAGUGCAGUGUAGAUCGAUUACUUCCCUGCCGAGGAACUACAGCCUCUCUUGCUUGUUGGGACAUAAAGCAUCCUUAUGAAAGACAAAACCACCGCUUUGACUUCUUUCAUGAAACAGAGGAGGAUGGGUCUGAACGACUUCAUUCAGAGGCUCGCCACGAACUCCUACGCCUGCAAGCACCCUGAGGUUCAGUCUAUUCUGAACUUGAGUCCUCCUCAGGAUGCUGAGCUCAUGAACACAAACCCCUCUCCCCCUCCCAGUCCGUCCCAGCAGAUCAACCUCGGCCCGUCCUCCAACCCCUCAGCCAAACCCAGCGACUUCCACUUCCUCAAGGUGAUCGGCAAGGGCAGCUUCGGCAAGGUCCUGCUGGCGCGCCACCGCACGGACGACCAGUUCUACGCCGUCAAAGUCCUACAGAAGAAGGCCAUCCUCAAGAAGAAGGAGGAAAAACACAUCAUGUCCGAGAGGAAUGUGCUGCUGAAGAAUGUCAAGCACCCGUUCCUGGUGGGACUGCACUACUCCUUCCAAACAGCGGACAAACUCUACUUCAUCCUGGACUACAUCAACGGAGGAGAGUUGUUCUACCAUCUACAGAGAGAGCGCUGCUUCCUGGAGCCCAGAGCCAGGUUCUACUCCGCGGAGAUCGCCAGCGCCCUGGGCUACCUCCACUCGCUCAACAUCGUCUACAGGGACCUGAAGCCGGAGAACAUCCUGCUGGACUCGCAGGGACACAUCAUCCUCACAGACUUCGGCCUGUGCAAGGAGAACAUCGAGCCCAACGGGACCACGUCGACCUUCUGCGGUACGCCAGAGUAUUUAGCUCCUGAGGUGCUUCACAAGCAGCCCUACGACAGGACGGUGGACUGGUGGUGUUUAGGAGCUGUUCUCUACGAGAUGCUCUAUGGCCUGCCUCCGUUCUACAGCCGCAACACAGCAGAGAUGUACGACAACAUCCUGAACAAGCCGCUGCAGCUGAAACCCAACAUCUCCAACGCGGCCAGACACUUGCUGGAGGGCCUUCUGCAGAAGGACCGCACCAAGAGGCUGGGCUGCACGGACGACUUUAUCGAAAUCAAGAACCACGUAUUCUUCUCUCCCAUCAGCUGGGAUGAACUCAAUGCCAAGAAGAUCACCCCUCCCUUCAACCCCAACGUGACAGGGCCCAACGACUUGCGGCACUUUGACCCCGAGUUCACAGACGAGCCGGUGCCCAGCUCCAUCGGCUGCUCCCCGGACAGCGCCCUCGUCACGGCCAGCAUCAAAGAGGCGUCAGAGGCCUUCGUGGGCUUCUCCUACGCCCCCUCCAUGGACUCCUACCUAUAGGAUUUAAACACAAGACAAUCAGAUGGACACUAGUUUUAGAUUUACCGGGCAUGAACCGCGUCCACGGACCUGCAUCUUGACCCCACCCGACUUUUCCUCAACGUCAUGGGGAUGGAUGUUUUUCAAACCAACCCCUGCAACAGCUCUGCAUCUACAAAAUGAAAUGUAUACAUGUGUUCUUGUCAUAUUCUCUCCAACUCUUGAAUGCAUUUUGAGAUGACUUGCUACAGGAGGAUCCCUGUAGCUCAAAUGACUCGCUGGGGUUCUAUUCCUCCAUUUUUAACCACGAUUUACCGAUGCACAAAUUCUUCCUCCUUCUGCCUCGGACACAAAACAACAUCCCUCCCCAGUUUUUUUCGAUUUCCCGUCUUUAACCUGAUAGUGGAGGUCCUUUGCACAGAGUUCAGGCAGCUUAACCCCCCCCCCCCCCCCCUUUCCUCAACCCUGAAGUCACAACUGACAAGCACACCCCACCCUCUUUUCUUAAAAGCUGGGAUGCACUGCACCAGCUCUGAAAAUGAAUACCAUCUUUAUCUAUGUAGCGAAGACCUCUUCUACGAUUUGAGAUUGUGUCCUACCCCCCCCCCCCCCGCAGGGAUGUCUCCUGUUUGAGUCUGAACGCGUAGCUCGGAGAUGACAUUCAUUUUGGUGCUUUAGUUUCUUCUAAUUUCCUGUCUGGGUGAUAGAAAAAGGGAGUCCUUUUCCGCUGAAUGUUACAGAGGGGGGUAUUUUUAUUUUUCUCAGAGGUGCCUUUAUUUUUCUUCUCACCAUCAGAACUCACAUCUUGACAGGUUUUUUUGUCAGUGUCCAACCUUAUGACGUCACCGGAGAGGAACGACGACGUAGCACUAAAAUUGCACCCGCACCCGUUCUGUCUUUUUUAACCCGUGAGACGUAGGAACUCGACGGACGUUUCGUGUCUUGGUUUGCACAUAGAAACGACAAGGAUAAUGCUGAUAGAGAGCGAGAGAGCACUGCUGCUAGGUGAGAAAGAGAGUAACGUGUUUGCGUAGUUCUGCUUGCCAACUGUGUCCCCCUCACGUAGUCUUCCAUCCACCUCACGACAAUGUAAUGGCGGCAUGCAGACAGGCCGGCGAACAUUGAAACUGAACAUUCCAUGUUAAUAUUGCUGUCAUGCAGUUUGAUGGUAUUUAAGUUUGUUUGUAUAUUUGGAGUUCUGUGUACUAGUUUUAAUGUAUAUUGAACAAAAGACGACUAAAGGUAUGCUUAAAUAUAUAUAUGUAACAAUUCAUGUUAAAUGUACUGUAAAUUGUAAAAUUGUUCAAAAUUUAAGUGACCAUUGUUUGGUUUGCAAUAAAAGUUUAACUUUA